This is a messenger RNA of Brenthis ino (lesser marbled fritillary), 489 nucleotides long. The record is from the annotation of a GenBank genome assembly. NCBI's taxonomy places the organism in Eukaryota, Metazoa, Arthropoda, Insecta, Lepidoptera, Nymphalidae.
AUGCGACGUUCACUUUCCACGUGUCAGGAAGUAUCUGCAGCCACUUUCACUCCAUUCAAGAUCAUAGCGGCUCCACCAACCGUUGCUGUUCCUAAGUAUAACUCGAUACUAUUGUUUACAAUGUACCUUUCAUCGUUCUUAGUUUUUGUAAUAAAAUACAAACGAUGUGUGCGUGGCGAUGCAAUAUGCCCAUGCGCAUGCAGCAGUGAGUCUCUCACAGUUUGCGUGAGGCGAGCAGGGCGCGGGGGCUCGUCCGCUGGCCGCGGGGUGCUCUCCAUGUCGGGACUCUCAUAUGGUGUCGUCAGAGUGGACGCUGAGAACUCCCUAACAUCACUCACCCUGCAGGACUGUGGACAGGUUAUGCCGUCUUGCGCCAUUUCCUCAGGGUCAGUGACCGGGCUCUUAUCUCAUGUGCAUGUGAGUGUACACGUGUGGCGCGCGCAUGUGUGCGUGCUGCGCCUGCGUCUAUUAUGUAUAAACAUACACGCG